GACGACACUCGAAGCCCCGAUUUCCGCUGUGGUAUCUCUGAUUUAUUAAUGUUUUUGUUUGGUCUUCAUUAUGGAUAGUAUAUCAAGAUUGGGAAUCCCUGGAGUUGAUCCAGUUUAGAGCAGACCGACGGGAACUGAGUGCUUCGCAGUGAGUGGGAGUUAGGGCAUCAUAAUUGGAAAAAAUGACUGCCCAGAUGAGUGUGACAGCUGGAAAGGACAGCAAAGACAGGGUCAUCUCGUCGCCCACCCACUCGAAGCUUCGACAGUUCUCCGUCGGUGUCGUCGCGUCAUUCAAUGGACUCAUCUGGGGACUCGUCAUUGGAUAUUCUUCCCCAGCUGUCGACUCCUUCAUCACCGACGGAUUCAUGCCUUUCUAUUUGAGCGAUAGCUUGAAGUCACUAAUUGGUUCCAUUCCAAAUGCCGGAGCAGUGGUUGGCAACGCCAUUUCCGGCCCAGUCACAGCCCGUCUCGGCCGACGCCGGAUAUUCCAACUCGCGAUGCUGCCCCAGAUCCUGGCCUGGGUCCUGCUGGGUUUCUCCCGGAACCCGGCAAUGGCACUCACAGCCCGGGUAAUCCAAGGCGCGCUCGCGGAUUUCUGGGGCCCCGUUGCCCAGUUAUACGCUGCAGAAAUCGCGCACCCGGACCUUCGCGACUCCAUAGGUGCUCUCACCAUGUUCGAACUCGCCACAGGCAUGUUCCUGGGUUACGCCAUCGGCGGGUGCUUGCGCUGGGAUCACAUGGCAUUCCUGGUAGCUGGGUUCCUCACGUUGCUCUGGCCACUCACAUUCCUUCUCCCCGAGUCCCCAGUGUACUUGUUGUCCAAGGAUCGAGUCGACGAGGCACGAGUUGCUCUGCAAUGGCUCCGAGGCCCCGGGUACAACUCUGAUGAAGAGUUGGAAACUCUGCGUCUGAACCAAUCCGCGAAUCAUAAGGCGGAUCAAUUCUCGUCAGAUGAUAAGAAAAAGACGUCGUUCAAGGACCUUUUCACGCCGGCCACGAUGAAACCGUUGAUGCUCGUCCUGUUGCUUCUCACACUGCGUCAAUGGACAGGGCCUUACGCCGUUUACACCUUCGUCGUCGAGAUCUUUCAACUCUCCGGAAGCUCGGCUAACCCGCACGCGUCUUCGAUGAUCGUCGGCGCCAUGACGUUAGUGUUUCAAUUCCUGGCUGUGGGUGCAGUGCGACGUUUCGGCAAGAAGCGACUGGGCGUGAUGUCUGCGGCGUUUUUGUUCGCCGGGCAUUUCGGCGUCGGAUUCUAUUUCUACUUGGUGGAGAGCGGGGCCGGAGUGAGCGGAGGGCUCAAUUACCUUCCGCUGAUCUCGAUGUGCGUGACGCUCAUGGGAUUCAACUUGGGACUCUGCUCGUUCCCGUUCGUGCUCAUGGGGGAACUCUUGCCGGAAAAGAUCAGGGACACUGCGGCAGGACUGUGCUUCUCGUGGAAUUGCAUCAUGGCUUUCAUCGUGGUGGAGACGUUUUACCCCAUGACCAGGGGGAUUCGGAUCUCGGGCACGUUCGGGGUUUACUGCGUCGUUUCGCUCAUCACUGCGCUCGUGAUCAUCUUCUGCGCGCCGAACACGCAGGGCAAGUCCCUCGCCGAACUCCAGAAUAGUUUCGAUGCUGGGCCUCCGAAGAAGAACGCCGUGUAUCCCGAAGAUUCUUUCAAGAAUAUCGUCAUAGUCGUGACCAAUAAUGCCGUGAACAAAUCCAAAGAAGCUGCGAAGUCCGCGGAGAAAGAAUCAAACGACCACAACUUGGUUAAUGUUGCCGGAUGACAUUUUCAUCGCAGUAUACGUACUGUACUGUGUUUCAAGUGUGCUCCCGGGUUUAAGAAUGGAAUUGAAGCACUAUGAAGGAGUCGAAGAGCAAUUUGGAAUAAACCUCCAUUUGAAGAUGAUAA
Molecule: messenger RNA, 1897 nt
Organism: Notodromas monacha
Lineage: Eukaryota; Metazoa; Arthropoda; Ostracoda; Podocopida; Cyprididae
Source: the annotation of a GenBank genome assembly